Rhagoletis zephyria (snowberry fruit fly) is the source of this 1714-nucleotide messenger RNA. It is a transcript of the gene Fsn, whose product is annotated as F-box synaptic protein. Gene Ontology annotation, biological process: synapse assembly involved in innervation; proteasome-mediated ubiquitin-dependent protein catabolic process. Gene Ontology annotation, molecular function: protein binding. The record is from RefSeq and is a predicted model, not a curated record. Gene Ontology annotation, cellular component: SCF ubiquitin ligase complex; synapse. Lineage: Eukaryota; Metazoa; Arthropoda; Insecta; Diptera; Tephritidae.
UUAAAAAUCGAACAUUCCUGCUUGACAAUGCUUGUAAUUGUAGUUUUUGUUAAAGUUUUGUAAAAAAUUGCUGUGCAAAUAAAUGAAGGCGGCCAGAAAAUAUUAUCAAGAAUUAUCCACAAAACUUGAAAGCGUGAAUAGCGAAGCGAAGAUGCAUAAAAUACGUUUAACAUUUAAGAGAAGAUAAGUUCGUUCAAAAGUUCUGAAGGGUUACUACCAAGUACAGCAGCCAGCCGACUGAAGAAUUUCCUCAAUUAUACGCAUUGGACAACUCUUGACACCUUGAUUCAUUAUUAGUGAUACAAGAAAAAAACGACACCAAUUGUAAAAAGCUGGAAAAAGUUAACGUACUAGCUUCAGAAUAAUAUUUUACAAUCUCGAGUUGAACACAGUUAAUUAAUCAAGGCAAGAAGCAAUUAGACACAAAUCAAAAUGGUUGACCCAUUCCUAGCGAUGAACUAUAAUGUAUUAGAGGUGAUCUUCUCUUAUUUGGAUUUGCGUGAUUUGCGGAAUUGCGCGCUGGUAUGCUGGAACUGGUAUCACUUCUUGAACGAUGAAAGCUCAGACGUGUGGCGAAUGCAUUGUUUGCGAAAACUACCCCAAGAAGCACUUAAGUCAGACUUAUUGGCAUCGGUAACGACUUACAAAAAAAGAUUACGCGCCUAUUAUCACGCUUGGAACCCAAAUGAUUGCUCGCGUAAUGUUUAUAUUAAGCCGAAUGGUUUUACAUUGCAUCGCAAUCCCGUCGCACAAAGCACAGAUGCAGCGCGUGGAAAAAUAGGUUUUCGACAAGGGCGUCAUUCGUGGGAGGUGAUUUGGGAAGGACCGCUUGGCACAGUUGCGGUAAUUGGUAUAUCAACAAAGGAAGCAGCGUUACAGUGUCAUGGUUAUGUGGCCUUAUUGGGUUCUGACGAUCAGAGUUGGGGAUGGAAUUUGGUGGAAAAUAUGUUACUGCAUAAUGGUGACGCGCAGGGAAGCUAUCCGUUGCUAAAUAACCCACCCAAAUAUCAGGUGGGUGAACGGAUACGAGUCAUACUGGAUUGUGACGACAAUACCUUAUCAUUCGAAAAGAACAGUGAAUUUUUAGGUAUAGCGUUUAAGGGUCUGCCAGAUAAGAAGCUUUACCCAACAGUGUCUGCGGUGUAUGGCAAUACAGAGGUAUCGAUGGUGUAUUUAGGACCGCCUUUAGAUGGUUAAAAUAGACAUAUGAGUGUAUGAGAGUGGCUAAAUACACUGGUUUACAGCAAAAAUGUUCUAUGGCUGCCACUAUCCAAAUCCUAUGUAGAAUUGCUCAGUUAUUCCGAAGUAAAUUUUUUUUUUAUGGAUACGUUUUUGAGAUAUUUUCAAUUUACCGUUAUUCAGCUUAAAGCAAAAAUUGGUUCCUUUUAAUCAAGUAUAUCUUACGAACCAACUCAACAAUCUUAUGAAUAUGAAAGCUAAUACAAUUCUCCAUAAACCGUAUAUACAUCACUUUCCGAUAGGGCUUCUAGUUUCUGACAAAUUAAUCUAAAAAAAAAUCAGACUUUAACAGAAGAAAAAUAAAAUAAAAUUAUAGUUUAAAAAACUAAAACCUCGCUAUUAAAACUUCCAUUCGCACUGUCAACAGGUUACUUUAAGAAUGGAAGUUUAAAGCAAUUCAAAUUCGUACUGUCAUCAGGCAUGUAACUUGAGAAUGGAAAUCGCUGCAUCUUUUAGGCGCAUCAAUAUUACAUAG